Messenger RNA from Lepidothrix coronata (blue-crowned manakin), 1431 nucleotides. It is a transcript of the gene NOG, whose product is annotated as noggin. Lineage: Eukaryota; Metazoa; Chordata; Aves; Passeriformes; Pipridae. Bases 536 to 1207 code for a protein of 223 amino acids. Gene Ontology annotation, biological process: negative regulation of BMP signaling pathway; osteoblast differentiation; negative regulation of cell differentiation. The record is from RefSeq and is a predicted model, not a curated record. The transcript has a single exon.
AGAGAGUCUGUGGUUUCCAUGGAGAUGAAGCUGAAAGUGCAGGAAAUUUAAAGGCUUUGGGUCCUUGCAAAGCAGACAAACUGGUGCCAACGUGCGUGGCUGCUGUUGCUGCUGAGGAGGCUGCUUUGCAAACGGCGGAGAGAAGCGGGGAGGAAGAAUCGGCAGCAACUUCUUCCACACGCACGGGCAGACAACGAGGAGCGGCAGCAGCAAGCAGAAUUCGCAACAAAAAGAGGCAUCUCCCGUUCCCGGGAAGGGCGAGAAGAAGCAGCAACAGCAGCAGAAUUUUGGAGCGGCUCCACCAGGAGAAAUUUUUAUAGAGAAGGCUACAAGAGAGUGUUUGCAGGGGGCUUGUUCUCCGGGCUUAUCAGGGGGCUGUCUUUGCUGGUGGUGCGGCGAGUGGAGGUGAUCCCCCUCAAAGACGAGUUAUUUUGGAUAUCCCCGUACAAGUUUUCUGAUGUAUUUGCUUGCACCUUCUUCCCCUGCUGUUUGGUGAACCCAGCCCCCCUUUCCCCCCCCCACCGGUCUCCCAAGGAUGGAUCAUUCCCAGUGCCUUGUGACUAUAUACGCCUUGGUGGUUCUGCUGGGUCUCCGGCUAGAGCAGGGCGCCUGCCAGCACUAUCUGCACAUCCGACCGGCUCCCAGCGACAACUUGCCCUUGGUGGAUCUAAUCGAGCACCCCGACCCUAUAUUUGACCCCAAGGAGAAGGAUCUUAACGAGACCUUGCUAAGGAACCUCAUGGGCGGUCACUUCGACCCUAACUUUAUGGCUGUUUCCUUGCCCGAGGACCGGCUCGGAGUGGACGAUCUAGCUGAGCUGGACUUGCUGCUCAGGCAGAGACCCUCGGGAGCGAUGCCCAGCGAAAUCAAAGGGCUGGAGUUCUACGACGGGCUGCAGCCGGGCAAGAAGCACAGGCUGAGCAAGAAGCUGCGCAGGAAGCUGCAGAUGUGGCUUUGGUCCCAGACCUUCUGCCCGGUCCUAUACACGUGGAACGAUCUCGGCAGCCGCUUUUGGCCCCGGUAUGUCAAAGUGGGCAGCUGCUACAGUAAAAGGUCUUGUUCAGUCCCCGAAGGCAUGGUUUGCAAACCUGCCAAGUCCGUGCAUUUAACGAUCCUGAGGUGGAGGUGCCAGCGCCGGGGAGGGCAGAGGUGCACAUGGAUACCCAUCCAGUACCCCAUCAUUUCGGAGUGCAAGUGCUCCUGCUAGGGCUGGCACUUACCUUCUCGCCCCUUCUCCAGCGGACUCACGUGGACCUUUGCUGCAACAGAAAUAAAAGACAUUUGCUUUCUGGUUAACGUUGUAAUGCACUGUAACGUGUAGGAGAAUGUAUAUUGUGUGUAUAUAUGGCACCGGUUUAAUAUACUAUUAAAAGGUCAGUAUUAUACGUGAAAUAAUCAGCGUCUACUGUAUUUUUAAGACUAUUACCCUGA